AAUAAUGUGUGUGCCAUUAUAUGCGCUGUUCGACAUUGCCUUAUUGUCCGUAUGUCACGGAGAGCAACAAAUUAAUGUAAGUUUUACAGAACAGUUUCACAGCACGUGGAGUUGUGGCCACUGAACACGUGCCAAGAAUGUGAGGCUACGCUCUAAGCAGCAUACUGUCGCAGCUUGUUGUUUGAAAUAGUUUCACCAGUGUUCUAGUUUUCAUUUUUCUUAUUUCAUAUUUUAGGUUACAGGUGCCUUGGAAUCCCAUCACAACGUGUAGACAUGUUUCCUCGGGAGUGUCUGAUUUUGACAGCCACUGACAGGGAGUGUCUCCGGAAAAAUAUAUUUUUAAUGAAUCAUAAAAGUCGAAUGGGCACGUUCCCUUUUGGCAAGCAUACACAAAGUGAGUCUUAGCAAGCAAACUACCAAGCGACUAUUGAUGAAUGGGUGGUAUUGGUAAAGCAGGCCUGGUAAAUACUCUGAUAAAAAGCAGACGAACAUAAAUACGCUGGUUAAUAGGGAUUUUUUGGCAAUCACCAUUCAAGCACUUGGCACUCUGGCAGGGAGCGCCCUAGUGCGAAACACGGGAGGCAGUACGUUCAACAGUUCACGGUUUUGUAAAUAUUUGAAGGUGUGUUACUGGCCAUUAUAUAUAAACAAGCACGUUAACCUGUUUUAUGAGCUUUAUACACGUAUUGUAAUGACAUUGAUGACAGUUGGACAUUUGUGAUUGCAUGUUAAAUGGUUGACAUUGUUGCAAACCUGUUUUCUAAUCACGCUCGCCUCACGUUCUUCAACUGCAGCCUUUGUGACCCCUCAUGGUAGAGCUUUCCAUGAUUACCAACUAUCAGGUACAUGAAGUGUGCGUUAGUUCAUGCCAAUAGAAGAGGUCGUUAAUCAUGAAAACAUGGAUGGCGAUUGUCCAAAAAAAUGAGAACUGCUGGAGUUAAGAAACACUGUUCGAGUAAGCAAUAUUACACUGGCAUUACGCACACAUUACAUGAGUAAUAAUAUCGUAACAGAAUUCCAAUGUAAUAAUAGGUGUUUUACCCUUUUAUCUGGCAACAAAACUGAUACCUUUAUUACAAGGGAUCAGGAGGUCUCAUGAUAUAAGAAUUCCAAUGUUUUAAUGUCUCGGGCAUUGCACAAACGGCAUAGUGAUUGGCAUUGCAUACUGUAGGAUGUAAUAGUGGAGUGAAGCAUUUUGUUUGCCCAGUGUUGACGUGGAAUGAAUUGGCGUAGCCCGGGAGAAUUUAUUUGAAAUCCUAGGGGUAACUUGGGAUUUAUAUGGAAGGCUGGAAGGUGAUUACAUGUUUACAUAUUUCCUCGUGACAGAUUGGCAAUACAUUUGUGUGUUUGUUUUCCUUAUUAAUAUAGAUUUGUCGUGUUAACGUUCAUGUGAUGUCAGUUUAACUGAUUUGCAUUUUUUACGAGUGAAUUCAUCGUAAUUGUCGUCGUAAUCGCCCUAAUCAACUCACAAUUGCAUGAAAUCGACACCAUUGAUGGGCCCCAUCUGUCUGAUAUUUGUUUCUGGAAUGUUUUUCCCUCAAGGUCACUCUGAGGACAAAACUAAUUUAGUCAAUCCUUUUUAGCUAAGUUUUUGCAUCCCUCCGUGGUCGGAGCUUAAUCCUUUCUCCCUCUGGUCUGUUGACAAAUGUGUUGCUUUGGGAUCUUCGUGCCCAGAGCAGCCGCUCCAGUUGAUACGCCGUGUUGAGUUAUUCCCCCAAGUGGCAUCGUCUUUUCCUUUGUCAGAGCGCCGAAUCGUAGAUAUGUGUGGCAGUCAAGUGUUGUCAUAAUUUGCAUCAAUGAUAAUUUUUCACAAGUUCAUAGGAAAUCAACCAAUCACUAUGGGCUAUACCCAAACAAACACUGUUGACCACACAGUUAACCUGGUAUUGGAAAACAGACUCGUGUUGUUGAGGUUGCGUCUCAAACUUUGACAGCCGAAACUUUUAUUUUCCCUCGAGGCACUGAUCAUUUGGCAUUUGUGAGCCGUUUAGAAUUCUCAAGAAUUGAAAGCAUGCGUUUCACUUUUUUUUCUCCCUGUAAUCAUUUACCUGUUGUCCUCUUUUUUCCCUUUAAGACUGUGCUGUUCUUCAUAUGUAGUUUAGCAAAACGCCUUCGAAUCAUUGAAACUGGGUAUAAAUGCCGCUGACCAAUUCACCCAGAUGUCGGAUGCUGAGCUGUGUAGAGGCCGAAAAGUGGACGUUUGUGGAAAAGAGCUUCGUAGCUCAUCGGAUUUCUCCGGGAUAAAUAAAGAUUCUGAUUCUGAUGGUACUCGGAUGUACGAUCACGUGCAUGAUACGUGUUACAGACUGCGUGGUGAACAGCAGAAUGCAGUUGAACAAAAUCCAUGUGUUGUACUGUAUUUUUCUCCACCAUCUCCACCCUCGCCUGACCAACGUGUAGGAGGAGAUACGGCGGAAUAACCCCCACAUCCAGCAGUGGAUUAACAAUCGGGCGGCACCUGCGCAUAGGAGAGGGAGUUUUGGUGGCUGUCAGUGCUGCAGUAACGGAACACUAACGCCAACAUGUCGGACGCCAGUGAGAUGCUGGCUGCUGCCCUUGAACAGAUGGAUGGCAUCAUCGCAGGCUCGAAGGGCAUGGAGUACGGCAAUGGGCUUUUCGAUUGCCAGUCUCCCGUGUCUCCAUACGGCGGCACCAUGAGCUCGCUGGGCGGCCUGCGCGUGCUGCAGCUGGUGGAGGAGCUGCGUGGAGCACUGGACGCGGUGGGAGGAGAAGAUGACAGGGAGACGCUGAGGUCACAGAUACCGGACUCAACCAUCGACACCCUCGCGGACUGGCUGCACUGCGGCAUGACCAAUGGCCACUUGCAGUAUGGUGGCGCGGAGAGCUACCAGGAGAGGCUGUCUCGUUUGGAAGGAGAUAAGGAGUCUCUUGUGCUGCAGGUGAGUGUCCUGACGGAUCAGGUGGAAGUCCAGGGAGAGAAGAUCAGGGAUCUGGAGGUGUGUCUGGACGAGCACAGGGACAAGCUCAAUGCCACCGAGGACAUGCUGGAGCAGCAGGAGCUGCUAAGCCGCACAUCACUGGAGACCCAGAAGCUGGAUCUGAUGGCCGAGAUUUCGUCUCUCAAGAUAAAACUCGCCUCUGUGGAGAGGGACAGAAGCGAGUUUAUGGAUAGGAGCUGUGAUGGAGAGGAUUUUAUGCACGAGAUAGCUGAGCUGCGGAGAAGGGUGGUGGAGCUGGAGGGGGAGAAGGUUCACUUUGAAAAGAAACUGAAGAACACCAAGUCUGCCAUGGCCAAGCUGGCCAGCAUGAAACUGAAAAUCGGACAGGUACAAUACGAGCGGCAGCAUUGGGAGCGAGAGUGCUUGCAAGCCAAGGUGGAGCUGGACGAGCUGCAGGAACUGCUGAUGCAGCGUGAGGUGGAGGUGGAGGGACUCAAGGACCAGCUCGUCAACCAGAUGACGGAGCAGGCCGAGACCAUCGAGAAAGAGGAGGAAUUAAAACGGAUGCUGAGAGACAGACAUCAAGAAAUACACCGGCUAAAGGUGGCGAUGGAGUCACUGAUGGCUGCCAAUGAGGACAAGGACCACAUGAUAGACGAUCUGCGGCAGUCCCUGACGCGCUACAGGAAGGUGCAGGAGAUGGUGCUGGCCGCCAAGGGUAAGAAAGGGUCUUCUGAGCAACUGCCGGGCAGUUCAAGCGACGAUAACCUGAGCGCGGAGAUGAUGAACAUGGACGCGGAGGAAUUCCUGGCCGAGGAGAGUUUUGGCAUUCAGAAAGAUGCCGCCCCGCCUGCUGACACAGAGCCAGAGCAACAACUGCAGAUCAAAGCGGAUGAUGUAGAGACAGUGGAUUAUCCCACUGAAAAUGGAGACGCACAGAAGGGAGAAGAUAGUGAUGAGGCUGUGCAGGAGAUGGCACCGCAGCCGGCAUCCAGGUCACGUGACUGGCAGGCCGCCAGCAGCCCUGAACACGUCCAACAAGACGUCGCAGAGAAGAGUGUGGUGUGGGAGCGGAAGGGACGCGAGCCUGCCGAGCUGGCCCAGCGCCUUGAAGUGAUAAUACAGAACAAGGCGUUGCAGGAGGAGGAAGGAGGGUCCCGCCUGCAGACCCUGCCCCCCAGCUCCCCCAGCUCCCCCGCGCUGGAGCGGCACCUUGCCGACGAGGGGGCCAGCGGGGGGGCGGCUCGCAAACCCAGGGCCUCAUUUGGGCGUGGGUUCUUCAAGGUGAAGGGAGGCAAGCGCACGGCCAGCGCGCCCAACCUGGAAGUGGACAAGGACUCAAGUGGUCGGCUCAGUCCCUCGGAGCUCGCCUCCCCUCCCAGCGCUCCGCUCUCGCCCGAGACUCGGAAGAAGUCGCGUGGAAUCAAAAAAAUCUUCGGAAUGCUGAAGAGGAGCCAGUCGACGAACUUAAACCCCGAGGAGGAGCGCGAGGAGGAGUUCCGAAGAGGGGGGCUGAGAGCCACGGCCGACCCGCGGCUGGGCUGGUCACGUGACCUCCGUGGGGGCUCCAGCGACCUGGAUGCGCCAUUUGCCAAGUGGUCAACGGACCAGGUGUGCAACUGGCUUCACGAGCAAGGCCUGGGCAUGUACGUGGGCAUGGCGCGCCAGUGGGUCACCUCCGGGCAGACGAUGCUCCGCGCCACCGCACACGACCUGGACAAGGAGCUGGGCAUCAAGCACUCGUUGCACAAGAAGAAGCUGCAGCUGGCCCUGCAGGCAAUGGGCUCGGAGGAGGAGAACUCCAAGGGCGAACUCGACUACAACUGGGUCACGCGGUGGCUGGAUGACAUCGGCUUGCCACAGUACAAGGACCAGUUUAACGAAGGGCGAGUGGACGGGCGCAUGCUGCACUACCUGACGGUGGACGACCUCCUGUCACUGAAGGUGACGAGCCUGCUCCACCACCUGAGCUACAAGCGCGCCAUCCAGGUGCUGCGCAUGAACAAGUUCCACCCCAACUGCCUGCGCCGACGGCCCUCCGACGAGGGGAACGUGACACCCGCUGAGGUGACGCAGUGGACGAACCACCGUGUGAUGGAGUGGCUCCGCUCGGCCGACCUGGCGGAGUACGCGCCCAAUCUGCGUGGCAGCGGCGUGCACGGCGGGCUGCUGGUACUGGAGCCACGUUUCACGGUGGAGACCCUGGCCCUGCUGCUCAACAUCCCGCCCAACAAGACGCUGCUACGACGCCACUUGGCCACACACUUCGACCUCCUGGUCGGACCCGACUCUCGCCGCCAUAAGCAGGAGGCGCUUGAGGUGCCCAACCACAUACCGCUCACCGCCACGGCCAAGGUGAAGCCCAAGAAGCUUCCUCUGGGGAUCUCGGGAUUCGGCUCUCUGAGGCGACGGAAGCAAGAGGACGCAGAGGACUACGUGUGCCCCAUGGAGCUCUGCCGGCCCGGUGGCCUGGCCUCCCAGCCAGGCUUCUCCGCCGCCUCCAGUUACCGGAUGCAGGCCGGCGGCGGGCGGUCCGGCUUCCAGGACGACGAUGACCUCGACCGGCUGGAGCAGCAGAUGGAGGACUCUGAGGGCACCGUGCGCCAGAUCGGAGCCUUCUCAGAGGGCAUCAACAAUCUGACGAGCAUGCUGUCGGACGAUGACAUGUUCAUGGAGUACGCGUCAACGUCACCCAACGCUCCACACCUGGACAACGAAUAAUAGCGACACGUUCGUUUUUUAGAGUGAUGGGUGUUGGGGAGAGGGGCAAUGUUUUAUUAAUUCAUUCAAUCAGUGGCUGGGUUUUCUUUACCGGGCGCGUGGGCAAUGAUUGAAGGAGCCAGACGGAGUGUGAUCGCGAUGCGUUUCUGAAGGAGCAGCAGCAGCAGCAGCGCCCUGUGUGCGCAGAGAUAGAAAUAACUCUGCUGCUGGGGGGCGGGGAUUUGCCGUGCCAGCGUGGUGUGGGGGUGCUGCUUCUCUGCAUUGUGUCUCAGGUGCAACUCGUUACUGAUGAACCACCCACCUCCUUCCCCCUCCACCGUGUUGAUGUAAUCGUAACGUCGAAUGUUAGGGCCACGAUAACAACCUAUGAAUUACCGAAGAGAGAAAAAACACUUGGCCCACGCUUGCAGCAAGGAGUCAGUUGAUUUUUUUCUUCCUCCAGCUCUGGCAUGAAUUAAUAAUCGUUAAGUUUACACUACACAGCCAAACCUGACUGCGGUUGCCGCUUGCGGUGGGAUUGUUUUUAAUUCCAAUUUUUAUCGCGUAACGGUGUCGGUGCGCCCUGACUGCUCGUCGCGCUCUGUGCACAUCGUCGCCUGGCCACUCAUCCUCACUGCUUUGAGACGAUUGCGAGGUGUGGUCGAGGCGUGGUCACGCAAGUGCUCGGACCUCACAGCAAUGGCGUUGACCUCUGCGUGAUGAGGGCAGCGAUGGUGAGGAUGGAUGCUGGGGUUCUGUCGUCAUUUGGCGGGGGGGGGGGGGGGGUCACCUAAGGAGCAACGUUUUCAGUUUAGGCGCUGGGUCUUAAAAUGGUUAAGGAAACAAUUAAAUUAUACUAUUAAACAUCCUUUCAGCGACUAACCAUGUAAGCACCUCCAUAUUAGCAAAGUUUAUAUUCUGUACGAUAAGCUGUCAUUAUUGGUAGAGUAAUUUACAGUAGAUUGCUAAGAUAUGUAAAAUGUAUCCACAAAGAUCAUAUUUUGUGAGUAACCUUGUCAGCCAGGAAAGACAGUGUUACACGUAAUAUUUCCUUUUUUAAAUGUAACUUAAGGGGAGUUCAAUGUGUUGUACGUAGCUUGACAUUGAUGGUACCAAACUCAACAAGUGACUGCUUCUAAGGCCAUUUUUGCAGCCUUACAACUUGAUAUUAUUAUUUUUAAUCACUGCAAAUAUAGUAUUUUAUUCAUCUGCUUUCUGUGGUGUUCUUAUAUGCAAUAUGAAAAUAUAUACUUCUAUACAGAUUAUUUAAGUGCUUAAAAAGAGAUAUCUGUGUAACCUUCGCAAAUGUACCUAGGUGAGCUUCUUGUGUCUUACAGACCACAACGGAAUGAGUUGUGAAGCUUACAUAGUAUAAAAGUUUAAAAACUGACAUUUCAAAAGUUUAAAAUAGAUGCCAACGAUUAUCUAUAUAUACAGAAAACACGGGGUGCAAUUGUGACACUCUGAACUGUGAUUCUCUAUAAAAAAAAAUUCCGAGACCGUAUUUGUCAUUAUGGUUUAAUACAUAAUGAUAGCAGGUACAGAGACCACGUGCCGAACGACGUGGGUUGGCGCACUGUCGGCAAGUGUAGUAACGCGACAUUUCUCAUCAAAACGUUUGCUUCUGUACGGUUUUUGUAAGACUACCUGGGAACUCAGCAGUCAAAGAAGCGUCUGUGUUUCUGUGAUCGCUUUUAUUUUUGCCCUGAUGUUUACGCGCGCGCGCAGCUCAGAAUCAUGUCCCCCGGGGGUGUUGACAAACUGAAGAGUGAAAACAAUUUUCAUAUUUGCGAGCACUGCCAUGUGUGAACAUCACUGGGAAAUCUGUCCACAUUUGCUUUGCUUUUCAUCUCAAGCGUUCGGCAAAAGAUGCACGCUGGCCUACAUCUGUAAAGACACGUUAUGUUGACUGCAGUGCAGCGGUUAAACACUCCACUCGGCCCACAGUCUUUCGUUUUUCUGUUAUGCUAUAAUUGUGUGGCUCCACUUGUGUGUACUCUCUGCCAUGCACGAUAAGAGUGCCAAGUUGCUGUUUUUUUGUACGCACACAACACACGGUAAAAUCAUGAGAAUCUUCUGUAGCCCCGGCGAAAAUUAUAGGUUAGAAAUAGCAUUUUUUAUAUAUUUAAUCGUGCUCUGCUUCUAAGUUUCGUAUUCAUGUAAGCCAUAUUCCCAGAUAUCCUGAUGCAAUCUUGCUACCAAAUAGCAUUUUAAAACAGACACAGGACGCAUUGACUUGGAUGCCCCUGCAGUCUCAUGUUUUAAUGGUCCACCUUUGCAAGAGGACGUUUUAAAAAGGGGAGGUACCGGCAGUAACUCUCGUUAGCAGGACAUUUGAGUGAAUGGAUUUCACAGGCACAUUUGACGCUUGCACAUUUGUCUGGCUAAUAAAUUAUGCGUUUGGUUUGUCAUAUCCGGUAAUGGAAGAGUUGACGUUGUGGUCAAAAGGUGGGAAUUGCACAGUGUUCAUGACCUAUCCCAGCAUUGCGGCUUUAGCCAAGGCUCUUUGAGUCCACUGUGCUCAGAGGUGCCGUCUGCUGAUGUGUAAACCAUGAAGCCAGCUGCGAUGGUCACGCGUGUAUGAACCUUGUAGCUAAUUAUGGAGACACAAAGAAAAAACAUCUAUGCAAAUUUAACUUUGAAAUUAAAUGGCUAGUAACGGAAUUGCGCAGUGACAGCAGUUAAGUAGAACAAGCGGUUUUACAGUUUUGUGCAAAUGCAUGCGUGGGCACUGCUGUGGCACCCCCCUCCGAAUAUCAACAAAUAUAAACGACACGAGAUUACUUAAUGCAGCUAACCUGUAGUCCGUGGGCCAGAGCGGAAAUUGGUACCAUCUAAUUGAGCAAAACUUUAGUAUCAAUUUGUUUGGAUGGCCACUAAGAGUGGAUGCGUUGAUAACCCCACUCAUUUCAAAUGGUUAUCACGUAAUUCGCCGAGUGGCUGCAUACAUUUCAUGAACCGCUGAAGUUGAUGCCUCCUCAGGUGGGAACGAUGGGUUGAAUAUCUGGUCUGAGCACAUGGACUCCAGUAGGUCGAGGAGAUUGGUACUUUUAUUUUUUACAUUGUAUGCAGACGUACCUGUUCACAUUUUUACUUUAAUUUCACAUCUGUAAUACAUAUAUAUAUCGUGAAAGCUACGCGGUGGAGAAGUGGCACACUCAUUGUUUGUACUGCGCUGCGAGCCUGGCGACCGAAGUUCCAUUCCCAGCAAUGUUUCGCAUCGGUGGAGAUUGAUAUCUCAACUGAUCCUGGGCUUGCUCCCUUCACCAACUGGCACUGACCAGCAUGGUGAAGUAUGGUCAAACAACUGACAACAUUAUGGGGAGGCCAUCCCGCAGUCGAUUGACAAUGAACUUGUAAAUUACAAUUUUUAUAUGCAUUUUAAGAACGUACAUAUGUCACUACAUUUUAUAGCCAACCUUAACACAGGAGAAACGUUUAUCCCUGUCAUUGUAAUUGAAAGUGGCAGGCCCCAAUCUGAAAUGACACCUGCGUAAAUUCCCAUUUGUCAUAAUGUUCUAAAAUUGGCAACUGUGGUGCCCAUCUAUUUGUCCCCUUUUUAAAAAGGCGUCAGCCCUCAUUUGGAUCUCCGCUUGUCAACUCGUUGAUAAAUUUGCAAGUUGGUGCUUGCAUGCGCGUCUGUGCCAGUCUUUAUACACAGGUAUUUAUUUUUUAUUCAAAACUGUCACGUUGCUUAUUUGCGACGUGCUGUAUGUCUUGUAUUCUCAAGAUGGAGGGUGGUUAUUAUUCACUCUCUCACAUAUAAACUUUUAACCAUUUCAAUAAAUACAAUCUAUAUUUCUUAC
Petromyzon marinus (sea lamprey) is the source of this 9406-nucleotide messenger RNA. The record is from RefSeq and is a predicted model, not a curated record. Lineage: Eukaryota; Metazoa; Chordata; Hyperoartia; Petromyzontiformes; Petromyzontidae.